This is a messenger RNA of Melopsittacus undulatus (budgerigar), 1464 nucleotides long. RefSeq names its product tektin 3 (gene TEKT3). Gene Ontology annotation, biological process: cilium movement involved in cell motility; cilium assembly. Lineage: Eukaryota; Metazoa; Chordata; Aves; Psittaciformes; Psittaculidae. The record is from RefSeq and is a predicted model, not a curated record. The transcript is spliced from 7 exons. Gene Ontology annotation, cellular component: nucleus; sperm flagellum; microtubule cytoskeleton. The coding region runs from base 1 to 1464 and encodes 487 amino acids.
AUGGAGCUGGUUGGCUCUCCCUUAACUGCAACGUAUGCCCAUCCAAGAUCAACACCUAACAAGUUUCUGCCUGCCAUAAGCACCAUGGCUUCAAGCUAUAAGAACCGUUUUCCUUACUACCCUUUGCCUCAGACAUUCAGCCUCCCCUGGAUGCCCAGAAGCUACUACAAAACAGCUGCCAUCAACCCAACUUUGGCUCCCUUUACCAAGGGGGUAACCCCCGGCAAGACGCUGCCUUUUGUUUGCAACAGGAAAGACCUCUUCACCCGCUACACCCCCGAGGACUGGUACCAGUCCAACAUGAUCAAUUACAAAGAGUCGGAGAAUUCGCGUCAAAAAUCAGAGCUCCUGAGAGAUGAUACCUGCCGCAUGAUUCAGGAUAAACAUCAGCAGACAAUAAAAACCCAGGGAGAGAGCACAAAAAACCUGGGAGUACGUGUCAAUGAUAUAGGAUUCUGGAAGUCCGAGCUCUGCCAUGAGCUGGAUGAGAUGAUCAAGGAGACCAGGGCCCUCACAGAUGUGAAGAAACGACUGGAGAGAGCCUUGACUGAGACAGAGGCCCCUCUCCAGGUUGCUCGGGAGUGCUUGCUACACCGGGAGAAGAGGAUGGGCAUUGACCUUGUCCAUGAUGAGGUGGAGAAACAGCUCUUCAGAGAAGUCGACAUCAUCAAGUCCUGCCAGGAGAGGAUGAAGCAGCACCUGGAUAAGGCGAAAGCCCAGCUCAUGUCCAACAGGGGGGCCCAGCACGACCUGGAGAGGGACCUGGCCAACAAGCAGACGGCCCACCGCAUUGAUGACAAGUGCCAUCACCUGAGGAACACCUCCGAUGGGAUCAGCUACUACCGAGGGGUGGAGAUGGUUGAUGCCACGAUCACGGUGCCAGAGACAUGGGCCAAGUUCACAGACACCAACAUCUUCCGCUCCCAGAAUGAUCGGGCAGCCUCUGCCAAGGUGCGGGACAACAUCGAGACCCUGCUGGCAGCGACAGCUGAAGAGAUGUGGAGCCAGUUCAACACAGUCAACUUCACCUUCACCAACCGCAUCGCUGAGACAGCCGAUGCCAAGAGCAAGAUUCAGAUUCACCUGGCCAAGACUCUGAAGGAAAUCUUUCAGCUUGAGAUGAACAUAGCAGCCAUCCGCAAAGCCAUUCGGGACAAAGGAGCUCCGUUAAAAGUGGCUCAGACCCGGCUGGAUGAGCGCACACGGAGACCAAACAUGGAGCUGUGCCGGGACCCUCCCCAGCUCCGCCUUGUCAAGGAGGUCUAUGAACUUGAUGAGACAAUUCAGAGCCUUCAACAGCGGCUGAGAGAUGCCGAGGACACGCUGCAAACACUGGUUCGUGUCAAGUCCGUCCUGGAGCAUGACCUGGCUGUCAAAGCCAAUUCCCUCUUCAUUGACCAGGAGAAGUGCAUGGGGAUGCGCAAGACCUUUCCCAUCACUCCACGGCUGAUGGGUUACGCUUAG